Molecule: messenger RNA, 7577 nt
Organism: Daphnia magna
Lineage: Eukaryota; Metazoa; Arthropoda; Branchiopoda; Diplostraca; Daphniidae
Gene: mtgo
Product: fibronectin type-III domain-containing protein 3A
Molecular function (GO): protein binding
Source: RefSeq, a predicted model, not a curated record
AUGGAGGUGACGCCGGAUGUCUCCGCCCACUUGAGUUUUUUUUUUUUGUGUAUUUUCCUCUCAAAUUAGACUGUCAUUCUCCGAGUCCCUACCCGUUUCUGCAUCACGUCCACAUUGAGAGAGAGAGAGAGAGAGAGGGAGAAAGAGAGAGAGAGAGAGAGAGACGAAGAGGUCUGAACUGUCAAAAUCUCCUUUCUCUCUCAGGGCGUCGUGUUUGCUACACGCGCUGUAGUCUUCAUUUCCCAUCCUACACUCGACUAGAACGGCCCUGCCCUUGCUUCUGCGUUCUCUGUGUCCCCUCUUGCGUGUAAGCGGUGUGUGUGUGUGUGUGUGUAGUGUGUGCAUCUCUGCGUUCGUGUUCGUGAGAGAAUUGCAUGCACAACAUCGGGCCUCGUUUCCUCCGUUCACUUCAGUAUUUGUGCGUUCGUGGUCAAGACAACAAGUUCUGGCCGUAGGGAGAAACGGUCAUCGAUACACAGGCAUCAGAUCUGGUGGAGUGUGACAAAUUGGACUGUUGCUUGGGUGAAAAAAAAACAAAAACAAAGGGCCGAAUUAACGACGAAGAAAUGCGCUGAAAAGCAAAACGGCAAGAGGCUCGUGUACGAGUUUCAGCGAUGGCCCAAGUGAAGUCGGCCAAUAGCGACGAAGCAAGCCCAUCAUCAGCAUCAAGCGAGACGACUGUACAUCGUAACCCAAAAAUGCCUGUUGCCAGCAUCCCGUUGUGCAGCGAAACGGAUCACGAAGAAGCCAAAGAAAAGGAUCAACUAGUUGACGAAGAAGAAGCGAGUGGCGGUGACGUUGUGGAUUCUUGUCACCAUCGUGCGACAUCGACAUCUCUCAUUCUACCACCGCCCAGCAUGGGUGAAGACAGUUUAAGCGUUGCUAGUCCGGAUUCCGGUCACGGAACGACGGGUAGCCAUACGGAAUCGGACGUUCAAUUGGAACACGAAGUCAUGAUGAUGAUGCAGCAGCAACAGCAACAGAUGGAAGUGACGGCUUCUAAAGUUCAUUUAGUACAACAUCAUCACCAACAGCAGCAGCAGGCGUCGAUGGCAGGGAUGAUGGGCGCCAUUUUGGCCGAGCCCGGCAUGCUGCCUUUGCCUCCUGUUGAUUAUUCCUGGAUGAACGGACAGCAGCAACAAGUUCACCACCGUCAGCACUUGCAACAACAACACCACCACGGCCCGGUUGUGCACGCUCCACGAGUCAUGGAACCGGUGGCUAUUAACACGGAAACGGGUUUUACGACGGUGCUAGUGGACGCUUCGGCUAUGGCCGGUUAUCCGCACCAUCAAAUGCCAACGGCUCAAGCCACGCACAGUUGGCCGCAGCAUCACCAUCCAGUGGUAGGUGGACAACAACACGGCUACGUUCAUCCGCAUCAUCAUCAUGCGCACCCGCAUCAUCAUCACCACCAUCACCACCACGUCAUAGGAGGUCCGAUGGGUCAUCCGCAUCAUUUCCAGUCGCAACAGCAACCGCAGCACCAUCACCCACAUCCGCCGCCUCAUUUCUUACAUCCGCACGCUUACCACGACCCCAUGGCGGCCGGGAUGGCCGACUAUGGGGGAUACCUCGGCGGCGUAGGAGGCGGAGGGUACGAUUCGGGAUUGUUGGCUGCCCCGCCAUACGACCCCGCGUCUGGAGUCAUUUUUGAUCCGACGGCUCUUCAUAUGGGCGGAGGACCAGCUGGAGGAAAUGGCCCCCCACCGACGCACUUAACAGCCUUUGGCGGCUCGGGAAAAGGUGGCGGAGGUGGACCGGGCGGACGAAAUCACCGGGCAGGACGAGGUUCGAGCGUGAGUCCCAAACGGCCUAAUCAUCGAUCUGUUUCGCAGAACAACAGCGCUACUCAACAGAGACGUGCAUCCGGCCAAACGCAUUCGUCUUCCGGUGGAGGUCGAUACACUCCGUCGCCGUCUUCAGGCCGUUCGCGAGGGUCGUCUCCGGGGGUCAGCACGGCAACAACGGCCGCCAUCAACAACAUCAACAUCAACAACAACAAUCCACCUGCAACCAAUGCAGCUAAUUCCGGCAAUCCACCGAUGGUUAUUCUUCACAGCGGAUCAUCAUCCUCUUGCCCACCUCCACCUUCGGCUCCCGGCCAACAUGUCGUUCAUUUGCAUGUCAAUCCGGGCGAAACGGUCAGCCUACAAAUGGGCGGCCAAGUUCAAGUGAUUCAAGGUCCGGCUACGGUGCGGAUGGUGUCAACGGGAUCACCUCCUGUGCCGCUGCCUGUCCAGGUGCCACCUGGCCACGUUCUUCAACAGAUAGUCGAUGAAAGAGGUACAUUGCGUCAUGUUAUUUUAUCACCAGCUCCUGCGGCAACUGCGGCGGCUGUUGCGGCCGCAGUUGCAGCCGCGGCGGCAAGUAACAAGCAGACGACGACAGCGGAUGCGUCAACAACAACAACAACAACGUCGACAACAACGCCGACUAUUUCAGGAGCGGCAACUGCUGCCCCGCUACAACCCCCACCGCCACAACAGCCCAACAACUUGGGAGUUUUACCGCUCGCCACUCCGCCGCAUCCACCUCCGCUUCCCCCGCACUAUGGCUCGACGCAUGGACCUCCACCAACGACCACGACGCCACCCCUAUACUACGGAUCGAAUGGAACGGGCGGUGGAGGUGUUGGUUACGGUGGACCGCCCAGUCUGAUUAACCAUGGUGCUUCUCGACCGCCACAUUCGCAACAUCACCAGCAACAUCAUCACCACCAUCCACCAGCUCACGGUUAUAACAUGUCGUCGUCGGCUACGAAUACCACCAAAGGUCCUUCUCCAUCUCCGCCUUCUCCGGUGAAUUACCAAAAUGAAAGGCUGCAGAGACAAUCAGCCAAACUUCGCAAAAAAUUGGAAAGUAGGUCGAGCAAAACGGGGAGCGGAGUGACAAUGGCCGUCCUUAAUCCGACCACAUCAUCCGCAAUGGAAACGCCACCCACUUCUCCCAAGAAAGAUAACAACAACAUUCGAAAGCUGAAAGACCGCAAUCAGAAUGGAAUGCCGGAAAUUAGUUUGCCUUCAGGUGGCCAAGACCAGCAUCACCAAGCGGAGGCAGCCAAAAAAAACCAUCAAGAAGCAUUGGCGGAACGAAUAACCGAACUUGCAGCGCCGCAGGUGGGCGAUAUCGAUUCGACAUCGGCCACCGUUAGCUGGAAACCCGUUGAGCCUGUGAUAGUGGAACCGAUUACGCCCAUGGAACUGGCCAAAAAUCCGGUGGGGUUAGAUGUAUUGUACGAAGCCGUGAUUGGGCAGAAGACGGGCGCCAGUAAAUCGUCCUCCCCCCAAGAGAAGUGCAGUUACCGUGGCAAAGAAUGUCAUUUCAGGUUGAUGGAUCUUCAACCGGGCAUGGAUUAUUGGAUCCGCGUGAGUGCCUUAGUGGACGAGCUGAAGGUUAAAGAUGCUCCGGUCGUCGAGUUUCGCACGGAUGCGUGCCGACCCGGUACGCCAUUUUCACCCAAAUUGCAGAACAGGACGAGGAAUUCGCUGCUGUUGCGUUGGUCUUCGCCGGCCGACAACGGCUCACCCAUCGUUCACUACAUCCUCGAGUGCGACGACGGAUCGGGCAAUGACCGCUACAGCGAAGCUUAUCGGGGUCGCAACAAGCAGUUCACCAUCAGCAAACUGCAAUCGUCCACUUGUUAUGCAAUUCGACUGGCCGCUUGCAACGAAAUCGGGGCCAGUGAAUGGAGUCCAGUUUUGAAAGCCACGACGAUGGGUGCUCCGCCCCCUCCGCCGCUUCCGCCCACGCUACGCUCGGCCAGCGCCAAACAGAUGAUGCUAAUGUGGGGCGGCCCAACUUCGCCGGCCGAUAUGUUGUACACGCUCCAAAUGGCGGAUCCGGAUUCAGGUCAUGGAUUCCUCAACGUCUAUCACGGACCCGACAACGAAUACGCUUGCACUGCCUUGACCCGCAGCACCGCUUAUCGAUUCAGGUUGCAAGCCCAGAAUGACGACGGCCUGUCGAGGUGGUCGGAGGAGACCUCCUUAUCAACCACGGCCGACCGCCCAGCAGCUCCGGCUCGCCCGAGCGUCAAGGGACGCAUCCAGGCGCACAGCUUCCGCGUUCGCUGGGAUCCGCCGUUGGACACGGGUGGCGCUCCCGUUAAACAAUACUCCCUGGAAAUAGAUUCUGGCGCAGGCUUUUCGCCCGUCUGGAACGGGGCCGAAACAGAAUUCACCUGCGACAAACUAACACCCGGCACCACUUACCGCGUUCGGAUUUCGUGUUUUAACGGCCAAGAACACAGCGAUGUUUCCGAAACGCUAAUUGUCACGACCGAGCCCGUUUGCCCAGGAGCUUCAGCCGUCCCACAUUUAGUAGGCAAAGUGCGACCUACCAGUUUGCAACUAGGAUGGGCGAAACCGGAAUACGACGGCGGAUCGCUGGUAACCCAGUACGAAGUAAAUAUGAUCAACCCGGAUAGCAGUACUAGAAUCGUCUUCUCCGGCUAUGAGACCGAAUGCCUCGUUGCAUCCCUCCUUCCUGGAAGGUGCUACGCGUUUCAAGUGCGGGCCAGCAAUCGUAUCGGAUUCGGUCCAUGGUCCGAGUCAUUCGAGAUCAAGAGCGGUCCCGGCGUUCCCAGCGCCCCGGUUCAGCCAUUGGUAACCAAUCGAUCGGCACAUUCGGUGUCGCUCGUCUGGAACGAACCUGACAACAAUGGCUCUGCUGUCCAUGAAUAUCGUUUGGAAAUGGCACCUCAUCCACGUGUCACCAAGAGCCCUAGCGUCUGUUCAUUGAACGAUUCUGCCGAGGUGCAAACGAACGGCCAUGCGGAAGAAUCGGUUGAUUUGGAUCAACUCAUUUUCACGCCCUAUCACAGUGGGCCGGCAAAGCAGCUCGAAGUCAAAGGAUUACAUCCAUGGACCACUUACCAUUUCCGCGUCCAAGCAGUUAAUGCCAUCGGCGUCAGCGUUUUCUCUCCAGUUUCUUCAGUGACUACACUGGCAUCAUCUCCGGCAUCCGUUUCGGGUUUGCGGUGCACUUCCGUCACGGCGACCAGUCUCAGCCUUUCGUGGAACGUUCCUCAUUGCAACGGCUCGUCCAUCACGCACUACAACGUGGAAAUCGGUGAUAGGGGAACGUUCCCCACCAACGAUGCCUCAACUACCUUUGACGCCAAUUAUCUGACUCCCGAUACCACCUACAGAGUUCGGGUUCAAGCAGCUAACGCUAUCGGCGUCGGUCCUUACUCCACAGCUUUCAAGUUCAGUACUCGACCUUUGCCGCCCGACGCACCACGGCUCGAGUGCGUUCAAGCCAAUCAUAACAGCCUGAAACUGCGCUGGGCCGAUGGCAAAAACCUGGAUUUCAUCCACUACUCUGUGGAAAUGCAAGAAGACGGCAGCGACAAGUACUAUCUGGUUUACGAAGGCACGAGUCAUAGCUACCGGGUGCCGAAACUCAAAGAAUCGACCUCAUACACUUUUCGGAUAUGCGCUCGCAACGAAGUGGGCGAAGGACCGUAUUCGGAAGAAGUCGUGUUCACGACGACGAGAGCGCCACCGCCAACGCUGAAAAAACCGGAAGUUUUGGACCUGACGGAAACUAGCUGCCGUAUCGUUUGGUCAGCCUAUCGAUUACCUGUAUCCAGCGACAGCGUCAUCUAUCUCGUGGAGGUGAUACGGACCAGAGACUCACAGGAGCCUAUAGUGACGAGACGGUGCUCGGAAAGUGAAAUGGCCGUUGACGGAUUAGAAUCUCGCACCGAGUACGCCGUCAGGGUGUGUCCAAUCCGUUUGUGCCAAGAUGGUGAGAUUCCAGGAGCUUAUUCACCUCUGAAAACGUUUUGCACUCCAUCAAGUCAAGCCGAGCAACAGACGACGAUCGAUUCGCAGCAGAACUCUUCCAGUCAGAUGGCGAACAAGAUGCCGAGACGGCUGACGGAUCAGCACGUUGUUCUCAUCAUUAUCGCCGCGAUCAUCGUCAUUGCCAUUAUGAUCGCUGUUGUGAUGGAUCACUUUGGUGUUAAGUGAAGAAAAAUGAGCAGCAAACAUAUUGGUUGAGAGUACGUGGAUGUGUGAUAGCGAAAGGGGGAAAGCAAAUGGAUAAAAUAACGAAAACUACAAAGAUUGAUGGAUGCCCACAACCCAUUGGCUUCUAUCAAUAAGUUCGAGCCGGGCUCUAACGACACAAAAUUUUCAGAUGACACAAUGCGCACAUUACACCCACCGCUUCCCUUCGAUCCGGCAUUGUUUAACUCCAUAUCAAUUUUUCUAUUAUAUAGUCUAUGAUUAUUCCCAGCAUACCCUACUACAUUACGAUUAUUAUAGUUAUUAUCGAUGAAUUUGCUACUCCAAGGUAUUUUUUGUUUUGUUUUCGGAAAAAGAGUGAAACGGCGGUCACCGCUAACAUUUGAAGCAAAAGAGACUUAUCCAAUUGCGUGUACCGACUUGUCUCUGUUGAUAUUUUUUUGCAAAUCUUUCCUCCGUCUCCUCCACAUAUGACCCCACUAUCCCUCGAGAAGUUGUUUCCCAGAUUUUGUCACUUGUUACUGGCAACAUUCCUCAUCGACAAGGGCAUGAGUUAUACGAUGGUUACGAUUUUUCAGUUUUCGUUGGAUUAGGAUUUUUCCUUCUCAAAUAUUAUACAUUUCUUAUUUUCCUUAUCAUUUACCUCUUUCGGAUGUGCGCUAUGCAGAGAAUUAUUCCACUUAUUUUUGUUUGGUUUUUCUUUUCGUCAGUGAAAUCUACCGUCGAUUGAUUCGUGUUUAUGUUUUUUUCCUUCCAUUCGAGUACUUUAGUCGGCAAACGUUCUCUCUGUUAUCUGUCCUUUGAUUCGUUCCCUUUUUCCAAAGUUACCCAUGGCAUUCGCAAAAGAAAGAAAUUGUAAUAAUAACGAAAACCAAAACAGAAAACCACGCGAGAAGUUUAACAUUUUCCAUAGACCUAUGAUGGAAAAAAAAAAAAAAAUCGAACGACAUUUGUUGUGCCAAUUUUUUUUAUUUGUUUUUUAUUUGUGUAGUUUAUUUUCCCUCAUUUUGUUCUUAGACAUCUCCUUCGCUCUCUCACUCCAUAUCUCUCUACUUUUUCCUGUGUCUACUGGAUUCGAUAGAUGCAAACGUAAACUUAUGACUUUCUCUCCUCCUUUAAAAAACAAUCAACCACGUUAUGCUUCGGUUUAAAAAUCCUACACACACGUAUAAAAAACAAAAAAACAAAAAACGCAUAUUUUCCAGGGUGUUUAUAUACGGAUUCCACAAUUUAUCUCUAUCCAUUUAUAAAUAUAUACAGUAUAUUAUAUAUGCAGUUAUAUCGAUGAUCCAUAAAGAAAAAAAGAAAACAAAAAUCAACCAACAAAAGAAAAACAAGAGCAUUGCUUGGCCACAUGUUAUAGAUAAGAAGUUAUUUCUCUAUUUUUAUAUAGCCCCAUCAGGAGAAAAAAGAUAUCCACGGUUUGCCAGGGAGACAUUGCAAGAAAAAAGAUACUAGUAAAACCCAUCAACCUUUUUGAUGUAUUCUGGAUGUUUACUAGUAUGAAGAAGAAGAAGAAGAAAAUAACGUGUUAUUUGAGCUUUUUGUGUGCUGCUGGAUGUAAUCAUGUUUAUUAAACACGGAAACGGAAAAAAAACAAAA